Molecule: messenger RNA, 2895 nt
Organism: Nanorana parkeri
Lineage: Eukaryota; Metazoa; Chordata; Amphibia; Anura; Dicroglossidae
Gene: GMIP
Product: GEM interacting protein
Exons: 22
Coding region: 85-2895 (936 amino acids)
Biological process (GO): negative regulation of GTPase activity; activation of GTPase activity; signal transduction
Cellular component (GO): plasma membrane
Molecular function (GO): GTPase activator activity
Source: RefSeq, a predicted model, not a curated record
CUCAAGCUCUCGGAAUUGCUCCAGUCCGUUGUGUUCCUCCUUUUCAAAUACCCGGAUCUCAAGACCCACUGUGUGCAAGAAGCCAUGACCAACCUGAUCAACCGAGUGCGAGAUGUCAAUGCGCACAGCGGAUCCUCGGAAGGCCGCAAACGAUUCAGUGAAAUAUUUCGGGAUCUGGAUGCCUUAGAGAUAAACAUCGGCAAUGAAACGGUGGACAUGUUUCUGAAUGAUACCGGAACUCCAAACUCUGAGACCCAACCGGAUGAGGAAGAAGAGCCUCUGAUCAGCACUCCUCUGGAACUGUUGCGGGCCGAAUGUGACAGAGAUGGGGUGGUCAAAUCCACGGAAGAAGCAGAUGAAAUUCUCAUCCAUAGUGAAGGAGGAGUAGAAUCCGCCCUGAACUACGCCAAGCGCUGGUGUAAAUAUGUCCGGGAAGUGCUGGGUUACAUCGAGAAGAGACUCAGCUACGAAUCUGAAUACGCCAAGAACACCAUCAGGUUAUGUGAGUCUGCGCGGAGCGUCCUGGGCCAGCAGCAGUGCAUGCCUUUACAAGAUGUCUACCUCCUCCUUCUGGACCACGAAACCCACACGGGAACCUCAGCUCUUGAAACAGUGGCUAAGCUACAGAUGAAGCAGUAUUGCCUGCCUCUGUCAGCAAAGAAGACGGAGAUUGAGAAGUGGCGGAAGGAGUUUCGGGAGCAGUGGUUAAGGGAACAGAAAAGAAUGUCAGACACCCUGAGCUCACUGCGCAAGGCUCGGCAACAAUACGUACAACGCUGCGAAGACCUGGAGAAAGCCAAGCAGCUAAGUGCCAAGGUUGAGGAGGAGCAGAACAUGGGAGGCCACCAAGGAAGUGCCAGUAAACUGCUGGAGAAACGCAGGAGAUCCCGAGAGGAGGCCCAGACCAAGGCGCAAGAGGCUGAGGUCCUCUACCGAUCCUGUGUGUCCGAAGCAAACUGCCGGAGUGAGCAGCAGGAGAAGGUCCGCCAGAGAAUUAUAUCCCACAUCAGGAAACUCAUUAACCAGGGGGACCAGGUGCUGAAAGAGGUGACCCAGAAUCUGAUGCGUACGAAGGGAACACAGUGUGCAUCUAUCCCCGAAGGCUACGGACACCUGCUCAACACUUGUGAGCCUUAUGAAGCUGGAGACCGAUAUCUUCAGUUCAUCGUGAGCCUGCCACGCAAGCAUACUGAGCCGGAAAAAUUCUCCUUCCAGGAGUACAUCCCUGCAGGCCAGAGGUCAUCCCCGGGUGGCAAAAGGAAGAAUGCCGUGCAGCUGGUCAGAGUGUCUUCUUCUUUGUCUGACCUGUGUGUCAAGACCGAUGAUAUGACAAGGAUGUCUGCAGGUGAACGAGGCUCAUGGGGAAGCAAGAGUUUUCCCAAUGACUCUGAAAGUAUUGGAGGCAGCAGUGAGCCCAGGUCGCUGGAAUCGCCAAUAGAGAGCCCAGUCCACUUUAUCAAAAAAGUUGCCAAGGCCUCUUCCACGGGGACCAUGUCUUCUGAUGACCCAGAUGAACGAGAUUCCUUUCACGCAGAGGACGUUGACUCUGUUGACGCCGCGUCUGAGAACGGCUUCCCGCUGCCGAGCUCCGUCAUGUCACCAGCCGCCCAAAGCCACCGACUUCGACGUACCAGAGUGCCGACCAAGUGUAGGGAGUGUGAAGGUUUCAUGGUCUCUGGUGUGGAGUGUGAGGAGUGCUAUAUGACUUGUCACAAGAAAUGUCUGGAAGGUUUGCUCAUCAAAUGCGGUCACAAUAAACUGCCCAACAAAGUGCCUUUAUUCGGUGUGGACUUCUGCAAUUUCCCGAGAUACUUCCCAGAAGAAGUGCCCUUCAUCAUAAGCAAAUGCACGGCUGAGAUCGAGAUGAGGGCGUUGGGGCAGCAGGGUCUGUACCGUAUCAGUGGAGCCAAAGCCCGGGUGGAGAAACUCCUGCAGGCCUUUGAGAAUGGACGCGAGCUAGUGGACUUGUCGGGGCAUUCGCCACAUGACAUCACCAGCGCCCUCAAACACUUUCUCAAAGAGCUCCCGGACUCUGUGGUCUCCCAUCGCCUGUAUGAAGAAUUUAUGGAGUUCUCAAAGGAUUUCCUGGACGAGAGGAAGGAGCCGGAGAAUCAACACGAGGCCAUUCAACGUAUGAAGAGCAUUCUUUGCCGACUCCCACCUAGUAACUACAAUACACUCCGCCACCUAACGGCGCACCUCUAUCGUGUUUCAGGGAGGUUCGAGGAGAACAAAAUGAACCCUAAUAACCUGGGAAUUAUCUUCGGCCCGACGCUGAUCCGUCCAUCUCCCGGGCUGGACAAGCCCAUGACCUGCCUGCUGGACUCCGGCUACCAGGCACAAGCCGUCGAAUUUCUUAUCAACAACUACGAGAAACUUUUUGGGAUGGACGAGCUUCCCGUAUCUGGCCGCCAGGAGACAGCAGAGGAGCCGUCCGAGGCAGAUAUGGAUGAGUUACUAGUGGCAGAGAUAAAGGCUUUGCCUCCAUCAACACCUGUGCAGAGGCGCCUGGGAGAGUUACAUGUGGCUGCUUCUGAGAUUCUGUUGAGGGCCCACUGCCCUGUCAUCCUGGAUAGCUAUGUAGAUGGGCGAACCGGUGAUGAAGUCUCCCAGGAAGGAGAAGACUCAGAAGUUUCAAAUACAGCUUACUCCAGGGGUCACUUCAGCCGUCUGCCAGUGAAAUCAGCUCGAGGAGAACCGAUUCGAUGGUCCGAUGACCCCGCCUCCUGUCAUGGCUCCAAUCAGCACCUCAUCUGCUCACAGACCCCGCCUCCUGCCACGGCUUUAAUCAGCUCCUCUGCCUUCUCACAGACCCCACCUCCUGUCAUGGCUCCAAUCAGCACCUCUGCUUCUCACAGACCCGGCCUCCUGCCAUGGCCCUCCCCUGUGACGUGA